AGGAACAGUCAUGUGAGGACCCAAGGCAAACAUCAGCUUACAGUGUUUGUACCAAUGCAUUUGUUUGUGAUUUAAAAGUAGGCCUAUUUGCGUAAAGGAUCACCGUACUCUAGUAUCAUGUUUCGUCCAAAAUGUCACCACACCCUCAGAUGAGGAGUACAUUGCUUUUCUGUGCGUGGGUGGUGUUUUACAUCUCGUUCCUGGUUGCUACCAGAAGAAUGUGGACAGGGAAAUACGUCCGCAAUCCUUUCGCUCGAGCACUUAUGGUCAAAAUGGUGUCGGAGAGCGAAUCUAGUGCUGGAAAUGAAGAGUGGUACCGUUGCUGUCCAGAUCUUCUGGGGGAAUCGGUAAGACCAAUGUUCGUGCAGAGUGACUUGGACGCAGACACUCGGAGCUUUCUGAAAACGAGCGAGGAAAAGUCUGGCUGGCUGUUCACUCAGCUCUAUCACUCCUUCUUUUCAACCGUUUUCAGUCCCAUCAUGUCUCGGACCUCGAUCAACGGGUUUCUUGGCCGAGGCUCCAUGUUUGUCUUCUCAGGGGAUCAGUUUCGCCGCCUGCUCGGCAUCCGCCCAGACUGGAAGGCAGACAGGCUGCUGGAUCUGGGAGCAGGAGACGGGGGAGUCACCGAUGUCAUGGGCUCACAUUUCAGAGAGAUCUAUGCCACGGAGGUUUCCACCCCGAUGAAAUGGCAGCUCCAGAAGAAAAGCUACAAAUUGUUGGAAAUUGACGAGUGGCAGAACACAGGCUUCCAGUAUGAUGUCAUCAGUUGUCUUAACCUGCUGGACCGUUGUGAACAACCUCUGGACCUGCUGAGAGACAUCAAGAAAGCUCUGGUGCCAGGGUCAGGCAGGGUCAUCCUGGCUGCUGUGGUCCCCUUCCAGCCCUAUUUAGAAAUAGGGGGGAGAUGGCAACGCCCAAAACAGCAUUUGAAAAUCAAAGGAAAGACCUGGGAGGAACAAGUGACCAACCUAUCCAUUGAAGUCUUCUCCAAGGUCGGGUUGGAAGUCGAAGCGGUGACUCGGUUGCCAUAUUUGUGCGAAGGAGAUAUGUAUAAGGACUACUAUGUGUUGGAUGAUGCGGUAUUUGUGUUGAAGGCUCAGGAAUGAAGAUGAACUUGCACUUAAUUCAAAGGUCAGUCACACGCUGGGAAGUUUGAUCAUGUGGUGCUCCUGCAAGUCUGAACAACGCUGGUUUCAUUUUUGUGUGGGUUGCUUUUAGCAACAGACUUAUGCUGUGAACAAAUCUCUCUGAAGUGAUUUGGUUAAACAGAUCAAAAUGUUGUCCUGUGAUUUAAUGUUUGUAUUCAUAAAGUAGUCUCUAUGAUCCAGAGGCUGUUUCUAUGUUCCAUGAAUAAGUUCUGUAUUUGCCCUUCAAUAACACUGUUUUUCUUGUAUUGAAAAUGGAUCACCUGUCCUUAAAGGUCAAUCUUAAGCCUU
Sardina pilchardus (European sardine) is the source of this 1436-nucleotide messenger RNA. It is a transcript of the gene mettl9, whose product is annotated as methyltransferase 9, His-X-His N1-histidine. The transcript is spliced from 6 exons. NCBI's taxonomy places the organism in Eukaryota, Metazoa, Chordata, Actinopteri, Clupeiformes, Clupeidae. The record is from RefSeq and is a predicted model, not a curated record. The coding region runs from base 132 to 1106 and encodes 324 amino acids. Gene Ontology annotation, molecular function: protein-L-histidine N-pros-methyltransferase activity.